AUCUGCCUGAAAAUGAAGUUCGCUGUUAGCAUCUGCGUCCUGGCCAUCCUCUCCGUGACCUCACUGGUCCAGGGAGCCGCCACCUCGGUGUCCAGCUUGAUGUGCACCGGAGCAGGUCUCUACCCGGAUCCGUACGAUUGCAACGCGUACCACGUCUGUUCGGCCAAGAAGCGCGCCUCGGAACCGCGUCGUUGCCCGGCCGGGUACGGAUUCCAGUACACCUCGGCCAGCUCGACCGACGCCCCGUGCAAACAGCUGACCUCGGGCUCGGAGUGCCUUACGAUUCAGUGCGACCCACAGCGGACCUUCCAGCCGUACGAUCCGGCCAACCAGUUCUACGCCAGCUGCAUCGGAAGCACGAUCUACGUGUACCGUUGUGCCGACGGUGCUUCGUUCAACGGUUAUGGCUGCUACUUCGAGUGCCCCGGCGAGGGAGUUUACCAGAACUCGGCGGAACCUACCACGUACUAUCUGUGCGGAGCGGAUCUGUCCUACCACACGAUGUACUGUCCGAAGAAUGCUGUGAUGCCGGGGGAUAUGGAAUUGUGUGCUAUAAAUUUUUGA
Molecule: messenger RNA, 564 nt
Organism: Culex quinquefasciatus (southern house mosquito)
Lineage: Eukaryota; Metazoa; Arthropoda; Insecta; Diptera; Culicidae
Exons: 1
Coding region: 13-564 (183 amino acids)
Cellular component (GO): extracellular region
Molecular function (GO): chitin binding
Source: RefSeq, a predicted model, not a curated record